AUGACUUCGUUCAUGCCUAUCCGUGACGGCGAUUUCACCAGUACGAUUUAUGGACUGGUGAGAGAAUUAUUCCCAGCUAUUAGUUCAAAUAAAUUCGUUUUUUUAAAAAUUAAUGACCCCAUGAAAAUAAGAAGAAAAUUUUACAAGAUAAAGUGAAUUCAGAUCAAAGAGCAGAAGUUCAAUGAGGCCAUUCGCUUUCUUCAGUAUCAAAAUGAGCAGGCGCCAAAGGUUUUUUAUGCCAUGAAUUGUUUGUUUCUUUAUUGAUAUAUAGCCGAUUCACGGCCAGCUUGGGACGCUGAGGGGGCGUGUCCUGUCUGCGCUCUCCACCAAUCAUGCACUAGCUCUUUUAUUAUCGUGUCAGGACCCAUAUUUCGAUGGCUCAAGCCAGUCGUGAAUCAGCUAUAUUAUGAUUCUGAAAGAAAACAGGAAGUACAUGUUGAAAAGUUUCAACUUUCUUUCAUCAGUUCAUGCGAUUCUCUGCGAUUAUAUAAUGAAUAAGCAAACUAUCUUAAGGGUCUAGAAAUUAGGAAACUUUUUCUGUAUCAUUGCCUAUUCCGCGCCUCCUGGGCAUGGUUUUGUUUCGCUUCCAGUUUUACAACCCUCUUUUCAAUGACCGCUGAUUCGUUGAAAUAUUCGAAAAAAUAUCACCUUCUUUUAAAGAACCGCGCAGCCUUGUCGCUUCUGGCCUACUGCUACUACUACACGCAGGACUACGUGAACGCGGCAAUUUGUUAUGAGCAGCUGGUCCGUUUCCAAACGGGCCAUCCUCAGUACAAACUCUAUCACGCCCAGUCGCUCUACAACGCCUUCAUGAUGCAGGAGGCGUUGAUGGUCGUGUCCUCGGUGAGUAUAACUGAACUUUGAAGAAAGAUUUCCAAUUGGAACCAUACGUGGACAAUCAAAGAACUCGAAUAUACGAAGAUUGUGACGAGUUGUGAAAAAAUAAGGAUUGAAAAUCUUAAAGUUAACUUCAGCAAAGUUGCAUCAAAACUUCAACCGGGGCUAAGAAACGUUCCCUAGUUAGGGCAACUUUGAAGCGGCUUUCAAAGUUUAUCUACCCUUUCUGAUCAAAACUUUUUUAAAAUUUUGUUGUAUUUAUUUUGUAUAACAUAACGAUAAUACGGCUAAUUUUCUUAACUUCAUAAAAAGAUAUAGGCAAAAAAAAGUUUGCUUCCUCAUUUUCUUCAUUGUGUUUUGAGCAUUUGAGGCUCGCGAAUUUUCUUUUCUUCAAAGAAAAGGCCAGAGACACAGAAGAAGCCUCCUACCUAUGAAAGACAGUGACGAUCUUCGGGCUGGGUCGAAAUCCUCCCGGCCUGAGGCACAUCUCUCGGUUCUAUAGCCUGUGUACCACGACUUGGAAUUUCAUCGAACGACAUUCCGCUGUUCCGCUGCGUGCUCGUCCGCUUUUUAAUUUUUAAUUUUACUUAAGAACUCGACCAACACGUGUUCCUAGUGGAAUAGUCCAUCUAUCAGAAAUGAGAACCAAUUCAAAGCGAGACCGAGGCUCGCAAAGACGCUUCGCGACGCAGCGGAACAGCGGAAUGUCGUUCGGUGAAAUUUCAAGUCGUGGCACACAGUCUAUAUUGUGAUUAUAAAAAAUUUUUUUAUUCGAAUAAUGAAUUUAUUCUGAAUUAAUCUGUCAAUAUUCGAAUCACGUCGAUAAUAGCCAAUGGAGUCGCGGCUAAGCGGAGCCGAGGACUUAUACACCAUUACAUCAAACAAACCACAUGUGGUUAAGGGACUCUAUGUGAAAUCAAAAAAAAAUUAUGUUCAGAAGUGGAUGAACUGAAAAUGAUGCAUUAUUUUGUUAUGCCAGAUCCAAGACCCGACGCUUCUGAACGAAUGCGUCAAGUUGGAGGCCGCCAUCAAGUACCGCGAAGAAGACAUCGCGAACGCUCGGAUCCUCGUCGAGCAGUGCCCUCAGGACGAUCCCGACGUCGUCGUCAACCUCGCCUGCAUCGAGUACAAGGUGAUGAUGUCAUCAUGUCGUGACGUCACGAAUGAUUUCCAGGAGGGCGACUACAACGCCGCCUUAGCCAAGUUUGAGCACGCCAGCAGCUAUUCAGGCUAUCAGGUUAAUCCUUUUUAUUUUAGUCUAUGUUCGAAUAUUCAAAAGCUAUAGAGCAGUGGUGAAGAAGAGAGUUUAGAGUAAAAAAACACGUGUUCUCUCAUUUUCCAAUACUCUUAAAAUUUCAAAGAUUUGAACGCAGAAUCGUUUUCUUGCAGGAUAUUUCAAUUAAAAAGGUUCAUGCUGAGUUUCAAAGCAAAGUUACAAACUUCUUCUAAAAAACUAUUCUCGAAGGACUUUCUGCGCCUUCUAAAAUAUUGCCGUAAAUUUUUUGAAUACAUUUUUAUGACUUUUGAUUUUCAGCCGGAACUGGCCUACUCGAUCGCCCUCUGUCACUACCGUAAGAAAGAGUACGCAAAAGCGUUGAAGUUCAUCGCGGAUAUUAUCGAUCGAGGCGUCAAAGAUCACCCCGGUCAGUUAAUUCAUGGCCAAAGGAACAUGAUAACUGAACACGUUGCAGAGCUCAGUGUUGGAAUGGUCACUGAGGGAAUCGAUGUCGGCUCGGUGGGAAAUUCGUUGAAACUUCACGAAACGGCGCUCAUUGAAGCCUUCAACUUGAAGUUUGCCAUCGAGUAUCGAUUGAAAAAUUGUGAGGAUUUCGACAUUCGUUGAGAUUAUGACGGCUUUUUUCAGUCAAAUCGGCGCAGGAGGCGCUGACGGACAUGCCGCCGAGAAGUGAGCACGAGCUCGACGCCUGCACUUUGCACAACCAGGUCCGAACGAAAAAUCAAUGUUCAUUCCCUUCGAGGAGAAAGUACUAGGAAUUUGUAAGCGAACAAAAAUUUCCAAACACCAUAAGGUCAUCCAUCGGCUGGAUCCCACCCCAGCCUUACGCGCAAAAAAAAAAUUUGAAAAUUUAAAUUUUUGGAAUAUGGCUUUUUUUCAGAAGUUCAAGUUAAAUUGAAAAAAGCUAGUCUGCUCAGAUUAUGGAUGUGAAUCGCAAGACGUUAUUCAAAAUUCCUCUCUGGAGUGCACGCUCUCUGAUUGGUUUAUUGCGUCAUUAGGGGCGGAGCUUGAGCAACGAAUCCACAUUCAAAAUCAAAGCGGAAUAGUGUACAGCUUUUCCCUAGACUCGAAAAUUUUUAACUAUGAAAAAAAAUUGGACAAUCUUUAAUAUUUUUGAUCGAGGAAAAGUUGACUUCGGAGAGAUUGAGAAAAGGUUGAAAUAGGAUGGAGAUAAAAAUUGAGAGGGAUUUUCAUUGAACAUGAGGUUUUUUUUGAUGAAAAAUUUCAUUUACAGGCUUUGAUUGGCGUUGAGAAAGAUCCCGGGGACGCCUUUGCCAAGUUACAGUACCUGUUGAGCCAAAAUCCGUUUCCACCCGAGACCUUCUCCAAUUUACUCCUGCUCUAUUGUAAAUAUGAGGUUCGAUUCGAUUAUUUUCCUGAUCGUCUUGUAAUUGCAGUACUACGACCUCGCGGCGGACGUUCUUGCUGAAAACGCACAUCUCACUUAUAAGCACCUGUCACAGGUGACAUCUUGAUAGAAUUUCCGAAUUACCUUUAUUUUAGUACCAAUUUGAUUACUUGGACGCGAUGAUCAACCUACAAACGUCGCCAAACGACGCUCUGAUCAAGUUGGAAGCCAUGGAAAACGAUCAUGUCAACGAUUUGAGGAUAUUGACCAAGGAAAUUCAGUCGAAUAAGGUUUGAAAUGCAAAUUAACGUCUCUCCACCAUCCAGGUACUUUCGCGUUGAUACCUUAUCGCGCGCGACGAUGAUCCUUCGAUAGUCGCCGUUUUUGAUCUUUUUUGAUCAAAUAGCUUAAAGAAUAGUCAAAAAAUGCAGCCCUAUUCAAGGAUCCUCGACGCAAAGGUUACUGUAGUCCUGGAGUUACUGUAGUCCGAGGAGAUAGCUGCUUGACAUUGGAAAUCUGAACAGACUACAUAUAAUAUGUACAUAUUCAUCAAGCUUUCCACUAUCAAAUUCUCGUUUUUGCUUAUUCUUUAUUAUAACAAAAACGGUAGUCAGUAAAAAAAAAUCUUCGGUGAAGUUUUUUUUCUUUGAUGAAAUGCAAAAUUUUUCGAAGCCUGGCCCAACAACGCUCAAGCUUUUUCUCAAAAAUGAAGCCUGGAGCUUGCACAAAUCUGUAUGUAGCCGAUACAUGGCUGAGCCAUCUUAAAAAGGGUCCUGACACGAUAAGAAGAAACAAUGCCUGGUUUCUGGAGAGAGCAGACAGGUCUCUCCGCCUCCCAGACUAGCCAGUUAUACAAUUGAUUUCAAUGUUUUUCCAGGAGUGGGGCGACAAGGAGCUAGAAGAGACGGGCAUGAAAAAAUUGAUGGAAUCGUUCGAUGAGAAGUUGGAAAUGUAGUUUCGUACCCGUGAUGACUUAACUGAUCUCCGAAUGUUAAGGUACUUGCCAGUUUUGAUGGCCCAUGCCAAGUUCUACUGGGACCGGGCUCAGUAUUCGCAGGUCGAGCGACUUUUUAGGUAAUAUUUGUCUUUUUGAAAAAGAAGCAUGCAUUGGCAUGUUUGAUUUUUGCUAAUAGUUGUUUUUUUAAACAAAAAUUUUUAGUAUUCUCUUUUUGAAUUCCAGUUAAUUCGCGCUCUUCGACGGAGUCAAAUUUUAGAAAAAGAAUCUUAUUAUUCGAAAUAUUCUUUUUAAAAAAACGUAAAAAAAGCACGGAAAGAGGUUAUUUUUUCAAGUCUUCAAAGCCUCAAAAGUUCAUAAAAACUUUCAACAACGUUGAAGUUGGAAUCAAAAAAGGGAAACUUUUUUUUCUUAUCUGUUGUAUCAAAUAUUUUCCAGUCGCAAAUUCGACUAACUUUUUUUUCUAUUCAAUUUCGACAAAUGAGUCCAUUUGGGAAUAUUUUCUCUAAAUGCUAUUUUCGCAGGACGUCGGUCGACUUCAGCCGGGAGCACGACACCUGGAAACUCAACGUGGCCCACACAAUCUUCAUGCAGGAGCAAAAAAAUUCAAAGAAGCGGCCGGAUUUUUAUGAACCAAUUGUUCAGAAAAGCUAUAAUCAUGUUGGUUGAUUAGAAUAUCCAAAAAAAGUCGCGAUUCAAUAGUCUUUUUUGUGUUUUGAAGUAGCUUUUUUUUUAAUUCUUGGAAGAAGUUUUGGAGAUAUUCCUGAUCUUUUUUUCAUUUUCGGAAUAAGAAACCAUUAUGAUGAGGAAUGGAAAUAAGACCAACCUGUAAUGUUUUACCCACUUUUUAUUUUUGCAAAACUUCCCCAAGACAAAAAUUUUGAUUUUUUUCAGCUUCCAAAAACAUGUAGAUUUUUCAAAAAUUAUGACUUGAAGUUUUGUUCGAAGAAAUUCAUUCAUAAGAGUAUGAAUCCCAGAUGAUGGACAUUUCGGCGAUCGUUUUGGCCAACUUAUGCGUUUGCUACAUCAUGACCAAUCAGAACGAGGAGGUGGGACAAAAAAAAGAAGGAGAAACCGAUAUAUUCUCCAUCAGGCUGAAGAUUUGAUGCGGAAGGUCGAGAGGGAAGAAGAAGAGGCUCGAGAAGCCGAACCGACCAAAAAAUUCUACCACGUCUGCAUCAUCAACCUGGUCAUUGGAACUUUGUAUUGUAGUAAGGUUGGUACUCAUCAUUUUGAAAAAAUAAAAUACAAAAUGAAGCAAUGGAUCUGGAAAGGUAAGGAGAAAACAGAGGUAGAAAAGCGAGAAGUUUACUUCCAACGUUUUUGACGAUCUUCUAGAUUUCGAAAAAAUCAAUUUUGAAAAUUUUUUUCUCUCCGGAAACAUUUUUUUGAUGGAUUCUCUGUGAUUUUAACCGGUCGGAAAUAAAGAAAAGGGUUUUUUUAUACCAGCUUGAAAAAUCGCUUGAAACUUGAAUUUUGUGAGAAAAGUAUGAAGCUAUAAAAUUUUAGCUUUUGUUGUAAAAAAAUGAGAAAAAAACUUCGUAGACGGUGUUUUUAGAGAGACAGAAGAAAAAAAUUUAUUUUUUUGAGAUAUAUAUAUAUAUAUGUAAUUUUUUUCUUAGGCGAUUUUUUUGAACUUAUCAGAAUGUUUUUGUGUGUUGAAAAUUACUCGUUCUUUAAAAAAAUAAGUUAAUUUCUAAGUUUUUCAAGAAGAUUGUGUUUCACUAAAGACAAACACCAAAAAAGGCUGUUCAAAAGUUUUUCUAACGUCUAGGAAAAACCAAGUUCCAGGGAAAUUACGAGUUUGGAAUUUCACGAGUGAUCAAGGCGAUGGAACCCCAGGAAAGGAAGCUGGGUACCGACACUUGGUACUACGCCAAAAGAUGUUUGUUGGCGACGAUUGGUAAGUAAAAACGAUAAGUAUAAGAUACAGUUGCGUCAAAAAAGAUACUACCCUCAAAGUUGAAAAUAAAAAUGAAAUGUAGACAAAGGGUGGAAAAUUUAAAAAAGGAUUUUUUUUUGACAAUGUGACCGCUUCGCGUGUUGGGUCAACCUGGGGCGCGUUGCGGUAUAUAUUCCUGCGUCGUCCGUCAUGACCCCCUCUGAGCGGUAUGAUAAAAAAGGGCUAAUCGUAUCACUUUGAAUGUAUAAAAUCGAAGGUUCAAUUCUAUUAUGUUCGGCAAAUAAAAGUUUUCUUGCUCAAGUUUUCAAAAAGUCCAAAAAUUCUGAGUCAGUUUUGAUUUUUUUAUGUGAUUCAUAGAAAUCCCGAGCUCUUCUAGAUUUUUCUGGAGUUUUUCCUAGAUUUUUGAACCGAAAAAAAACCGUUCAAAACAGUUUUUGAAGCAAAAAUCCAAUUUAAUUUUCUUGUUUUAAUUUUAGAAACGAUGGCCAAACAUCUGGUAGUGAUCCGUGACGCCGUCAUCCACGAGUGUAUAGGCUUUCUGGAGAAGUGCGAGAGUGAGUUUCUUUUAUAUCUCAGUAGAAGCUGAGCUUCUUUUUUUUGAAGUUGAGAGUUAAGGUUCGAUUCCGCUCGGUUUCUAUUUUAUUUGCUAUCCUUUCUGCUUUUCGAUGUUUCGAAUUCAGUUCACGGACGGAACAUUCCCGCAACGGCUGACGGUCCUCUGGAGACAGCUCUGGACGCCACCAUCAAAAAUACCGUAACCUACGAGGCCCGCCAACUCAAAGCCAUUUUAUUGCAAGUUAUUGACGCGUGA
This is a messenger RNA of Caenorhabditis auriculariae, 7091 nucleotides long. The record is from the annotation of a GenBank genome assembly. Lineage: Eukaryota; Metazoa; Nematoda; Chromadorea; Rhabditida; Rhabditidae.